ACCAGGACCCUCUAAGUAUGGCUAUUCGUGAGGAGGUGAUCGGUAAGAUCAUAGCCGUGUUUAAGCGCCAUGGAGCGGAGGCUAUAGACACACCCGUUUUCGAGCUUCGUGACACUCUGAUGGGCAAGUACGGUGAGGAUACAAAGCUCAUCUACGAUUUAAAGGACCAGGGUGGCGAGAUUUGCUCGCUGCGAUACGAUCUGACGGUCCCCUUUGCGCGUUACCUGGCAAUGAACAAGACCAAACAAAUGAAACGAUACCACAUUGCCAAGGUGUACCGGCGCGACACACCCGCCAUGUCAAAGGGACGCUACCGUGAGUUCUAUCAGUGUGAUUUCGAUGUUGCUGGUGAGUACGAGAGCAUGAUGCCUGACGCCGAGUGCAUGCGCAUUGCCUGUGAGAUCCUUUCAUCGCUGGACAUCGGUGAGUUCGUGAUCAAAGUCAACAACAGGAAGAUUCUGGACGGUCUAUUUGAGACGUGUGGAGUACCAGAGGCCGAUUUCAGGCCGAUUUGCUCAGCUGUGGAUAAGCUAGACAAAAUGUCCUGGGCGGAUGUGAAGAAAGAAAUGGUAGAAGAGAAGGGUCUACCCGAAGAGAAUGCUGAUUUGAUCGAGCCAUUUGUCAAGAUGAAGGGACGCGGACAGGAAAACUUUGCGCUCAUCAAAGCACUACGCGAGACGUCCUUGAAAGACAACGCUCGGGCCAUGGAAGGAUUAAAAGAUAUGGAAACAUUCUGUGAAUACCUGGAGCUCUACGGCGUGCUCGACCACAUCCAAUUAGACAUGUCUCUGGCCCGUGGACUGGAUUACUACACAGGUGUCAUCUACGAGGCGGUGGUAGUGGAAGGACAAGUAGGUUCGAUCGCCGGGGGAGGUCGCUACGAUGGUCUUGUGGGUAUGUUUGACCCGAAGGGCAAGCAAGUCCCGUGUGUGGGCAUUAGUAUUGGAGUGGAGCGUAUAUUUGCGGUUCUGGCCGAGAAGGCGAAGAACAACCCCAACAAGCAGCGCACCACUGAGACUCAGGUCUUGGUAGUAAGUGGCCAGAAAGACUUCUUAAAGCCACGUAUGAAACUUCUCGCCGAGUUGUGGGACGCCGGUGUCAAGUCAGAAACCAUCUACAAGGCAAACCCGAAAAUGUUGAACCAGUUCCAAAAAUGUGAAGUGGAGAGUAUCCCCUACGCCGCUAUCAUCGGCGGAGAUGAGCUGGAAGCCGGCAUAGUAACCCUUCGAGACAUGGCCACGCGCGAGGAGUUCAAGAUCGCUCGUGCAGACAUCGGUGCGGAGGUUCUUAAGAGGCUGCAAUGAUUGUCGGUGUAUUGCGCCCGAGCUAGUCUAUGGACCAGAUUGGUACAACACUUGAUGUGUGACGCCGAUAGGGAGAAGUCGCUUAAGCAUGUAGAUAAACUUCAUGAAUGCUGUAACAUUGCAAUGAAACCGUACACAUACUUAGCCGCAUACACGAGCGCGUUGUCUGUGCAGUUGAAACAUUCGUGUCUCCUGAAUCGGACGGUUACUCUAUACACGCACGGACUAUCAUUCGACAUGUGAAGCAAUCGAUGGCCUCCUAUAACUCAGAACACACAUUUAUAUCUGCGACUUUCAGCUAGCUUCGCACGGUUUAGGGUAGUUGGGACUUAUAGCACACGUAGGUCUG
Messenger RNA from Sphaeroforma arctica JP610, 1653 nucleotides. Its product is annotated as histidyl-tRNA synthetase, cytoplasmic. The coding region runs from base 18 to 1304 and encodes 428 amino acids. Lineage: Eukaryota; Ichthyosporea; Ichthyophonida. The transcript is spliced from 8 exons. Gene Ontology annotation, cellular component: cytoplasm; mitochondrion. Gene Ontology annotation, biological process: mitochondrial translation; histidyl-tRNA aminoacylation. The record is from RefSeq and is a predicted model, not a curated record. Gene Ontology annotation, molecular function: ATP binding; histidine-tRNA ligase activity.